Tigriopus californicus is the source of this 1767-nucleotide messenger RNA. RefSeq names its product innexin inx2-like. Gene Ontology annotation, biological process: phototransduction. Gene Ontology annotation, cellular component: gap junction; plasma membrane. Gene Ontology annotation, molecular function: gap junction channel activity. The record is from RefSeq and is a predicted model, not a curated record. The transcript has a single exon. Lineage: Eukaryota; Metazoa; Arthropoda; Copepoda; Harpacticoida; Harpacticidae. The coding region runs from base 65 to 1654 and encodes 529 amino acids.
CCUUACCGCAUAAAAUUUGGGAGAAUCAAUUGGCUCUUAACAAGAGCUGAAUCAAGUUGAAACGAUGUUUUCUCUCUUUGGGUCUGUCAAGGGGUCAAUCAAGCUUCCUUCAGUGAACAUAGACAAUGCACUGUUUCGGCUCCAUUACAAGGUCUCGUUUGUGUUCUUGUUUGCCUGUGCCAUUUUGGUCACAGCCAAGCAAUACCUCGGUGAUCCCAUAGAUUGCAUUGUUGAGGAAAUCCCUCAAAAUGUAAUGGACACGUAUUGCUGGAUUCACUCGACAUUCUCCAUUACGAAUGCCGUGUUUGGUCGAGAGGGGUUUGAUAAUGCUCAUCCAGGUGUGGCCCCACCAAAUGAAGAGAGUUUCCAAUACCAUAAAUAUUACCAAUGGGUGGCACUCACUCUAUUCUUCCAAGCCUGUUUAUUCUACUUACCGCAUUAUAUUUGGAAAUACUGCGAGGAUCACAAAAUGAAGAUUCUCACAGAAGGCAUCUGCGUGCCAAUUGUGGACAACGAAGUCAGACAAAGUCGAAUCAAUGCGUUGGUCGCCUACUGCAUACGCAAUAAGGGCAAGCAUGACCCGUACGCCAUGAAAUUCUAUAUGUGCGAGUUGCUGAACUUCAUCAACAUCAUGAUCCAGAUUUUCUUCACCGAUUUCUUCUUGGAUGAACAGUUUACAAAAUAUGGAUCCGAAGUAGUGUAUAUUUCAGAAAAGGACUUGAGCGAAAGAGGAGAUCCUUUAGAUCGUGUAUUUCCUAAAGUGGCCAAGUGCACCUUCCACAAAUUUGGUCCGUCAGGUACGAUUGAAAAGUUCGAUGGCUUGUGCAUCCUACCGUUGAACAUCAUCAAUGAAAAGAUCUACGUGUUCUUAUGGUUCUGGUUCAUUAUCCUGGCUAUCAUUAGUGGUUUUCAUGCCCUGUAUCGCUUGGCCAUGAUCUGUAUGCCGAACUUUCGAAAAAAGGUUCUAAAACGCCAAGCCAAAAUGACAGUUUCUGGAGAUUUAGAAGAACUUUGCAAGGACAUGAAAUUAGGCGAUUGGUUCCUGUUUCACCAACUAGCCCGGAACGUGGAUUCUUUCAUUUUUGCCAAGUUCGUGCAAAAUUACUUGAGACCAGAAGAGGACGAAGCACAAGACCACCACAAGCCAAAAGACAAUGAGGAUCCAGAAAAGGUUCCUCUUAUUCCAUUUGAGCCGCAUGAAGGAAACUUAUACCCAAAUGCUCAUGAGGUAGAACGAGCCAUGAAUACUACUCCUCCCUCGGGUCAGUCACCAACAACGUCUAAGGAACCAAAUGCAAGUCAAAAUGAAAAUACACCCCUUCCCGCUCCUUCAAUAGAACAGGUUGAUCCAUCACCAAGUUCGUCAGAGCAACCAAAUAACCGUCAAGUUGCUUCCUCACCCACUCCGUCAUCAGAGUCUCCCUCUGAGUCAAGAGUCGAAGAUGAUCCUGCUAAUAAGGAUCCCCUUCUUGAGCCUGUGAAGGUACAAGUUUUGAAGGAAACGUCGGAACCGUCGAAAUCAGCAGAGACCCAAACUAUGUCCUCUCAAAUGGACCGAGAGGGAGUUAUUCCCAGUUCAAAGUCUUCUGAAGUGCCAAAAUCAGAAGCCAGCUUUGCAAUGGAAGAAAAACCAUCAAAAAGUUAUGAUACGUAAAUCCAGGGUUGAAGAAAAUGAUUGCACGAUUUGAGAAAAUUUAAAUAUUGGACAAACCAAUCAUAUUCAAGGGAAAAAAAUGAAUAAAACCUAAUCGACAUGCAAAAAAAGAA